This is a messenger RNA of Erigeron canadensis, 635 nucleotides long. RefSeq names its product nudix hydrolase 1. Gene Ontology annotation, molecular function: 8-oxo-7,8-dihydrodeoxyguanosine triphosphate pyrophosphatase activity. Gene Ontology annotation, cellular component: cytosol. NCBI's taxonomy places the organism in Eukaryota, Viridiplantae, Streptophyta, Magnoliopsida, Asterales, Asteraceae. Gene Ontology annotation, biological process: dGTP catabolic process. Bases 108 to 530 code for a protein of 140 amino acids. The record is from RefSeq and is a predicted model, not a curated record. The transcript is spliced from 2 exons.
GUCAUAUACGAGUAGUUAUAAAAGCUCAACUUUCCCAAAAAAAAUUGGAGUCAAAAUACUUGAGCCGGCCAUUCCAUUACAUAUUUUGGAAUAAUAUUGGAACAAGAAUGUCGCCGGCGCCGGAGAUCGGGGUGGCUGUGUUUAUACUAAAUGACAAUAAAAUACUGUUUGGGCGUCGCCUGUCUUCAUCCAUUGGCGCCAAUACAUAUGCCCUGCCCGGAGGUCACCUUGAGUUUGGAGAAAGUUUUGAGGAAUGUGCAGCAAGAGAAGUGAAGGAAGAAACUGGACUAGACAUCAAGAAUGUAGAAGUGUUAACGACAACCAAUAAUGUCCUUUCUGAUUCAGUGCAUCUGGUUGCUAUUUACGUGCGGGCACAAUUAUCAGACCCAAACCAGAUACCACAAAAUGUUGAACCUGAUAAGUGUGAGGGCUGGGAUUGGUAUGACUUGAAAAACACACCUGAACCAAUGUUUGAACCAUUGAAAGCAAUGCUGCAAGAUGGCUUCAAUCCCUUCCCUACUGAUUCUUGAUGUUUGCAAAUAGUUAAGUUUUCAUAUUAUUCCUAAUAACAGUAUGGUGAUAUUUCUCUCUGUCUUCUAAGUGACUUCAUCUAUGAUAAGAUUGCUUGUAUUUUC